AUGAAAUUUCUUUCAGACAAGGCUGGUGUGCAUGAUCAAGUCUAUGCUAUGCGAAAUUUUAAGGCAGGGCAGUGUUCAGAAGUUUGCUGGUCCGUGGCAGUGCAACAAGUUAGCUCAGGGUUGCUGGGUAGUUUGUUGCUCCGUGAAGUGGUGAAUCAAGUUACUGUAACAUCUUUUGAUAAUCACUCCCAACACACUAUAAAGAUCAGUAAGAUAGGUGAUGCCCCGUGGCUUUUUUCGGCCAUCUAUGCGAGCCCGAAUAACGCCAGAAGACGUGAGAUUUGGAGAGAGUUAGAGGAUGUGAAGGAGAGUUUUAAUGGUCCAUGGUUGUUAGCAGGAGACUUCAACAAGACCUUAAGUAUUGACGAACAUAACAGUGUGAAUGGGUCUGAAAUGCAAAAAAGGUGUAAGGAGUUCUCGAAUUGGGUUACUAAAAAUGAACUCAUCGACUUGGGGAGAUCUGGCCCCGAGCACACCUGGUUUGUGGGAAACUCGCAAGAGACUUUCAAGUCAGCCAAGUUGGACCGUGGGUUAGCAAACGAUAGCUGGUGUUUAUGCUUUGACGAAGUUGCUGUUCGAGUGCUUCCGAAAGCAGCCUGGAUGAGUCAAGAGAGCUUUGAGGGAUUUAUUUUUUCAAAUUGGAGGCAAGCCGAGACUUUAAUCCCCUUUCUGAAAGUAUUUGCAAAUAAGUUGGAAGCAUGGAGCAAGAAAAAAUUCUAUAACAUUUUCCGUGAAAAAUCGAAGUUAUGGGCUCAAUUCGAGGGAGUUAAGAAAGCUUCGUCUAAAUGGGGGUCCUAG
This is a messenger RNA of Spinacia oleracea (spinach), 798 nucleotides long. RefSeq lists its product as uncharacterized. The transcript is spliced from 4 exons. Lineage: Eukaryota; Viridiplantae; Streptophyta; Magnoliopsida; Caryophyllales; Amaranthaceae. The coding region runs from base 1 to 798 and encodes 265 amino acids. The record is from RefSeq and is a predicted model, not a curated record.